Suillus subalutaceus is the source of this 429-nucleotide messenger RNA. RefSeq lists its product as uncharacterized. The transcript has a single exon. The annotation marks the transcript as partial. The record is from RefSeq and is a predicted model, not a curated record. Lineage: Eukaryota; Fungi; Basidiomycota; Agaricomycetes; Boletales; Suillaceae.
GAUACCAAACUCGUGGAUCGCAUCUUACUCCGCCACUUACUCGAUCUCGCGCAAGCGAAGCUAGCCACUGCAUCUGGACUUCCCAAGCGUGAAAACAACUUUCGCAUUACGCAGUCAUUCCUCUGGAGGGAGGCACUGGCUUCCUACCAAACAUCUGCUGAGCGCUUGCAAGCUGCCCGUAAACUGUUGAAUGCACCAGGGUUGACGCUUGACUCUGCGACGAAAAAAUUCGUCUCAUCCGACACCGGGAUGAGUCUUGUGGUCCAGAAACCAUCGCUGAUCCGUGAGAUGGGUGAUAACGUAGCACACCCUAAGUACGUAUCAAGGGAUGCAUACAAAAAAAUAAUCGCGCGGCACACUGUCACUGAUAAUCACGCCGGACUUCAUGCUAUCUUGGAGUAUGUUAAUCCUGUACCCCAGUCGAACUGA